AUGGAUCGAUCUGAUAAGAAUGAUAAUUUCGCAAUAGAAUAUCAACAAAAUUCAUUAUUAGAAAUGAUGAAACACCAUAUUAGUAGCGGAUUACCAUUUCAUUACGAAACAAAUCAUGUUGAUCAAAUAAUUCAACAUCAUAGUGAUGAAGAUACAUCAUCAAAUUUAGAACAUGAUGAAAAUGAACAAAUGCAUAUGCCAAUUAUGUAUAAGAAACGUGUAAGAGUUAAAUUUAGUCAUGACCAGUUAGAUGCACUUGAAACAACAUUUCAACAACAUCGAUAUCCAACUAUUGAUAUGAUUGAUGACCUUGUUGAACAACUUAAUUUACCUACGCAAAAAAUAACAGUUUGGUUUCAAAAUCGUCGUGCGCGUUUAAAAAAAAGUCAACAAAAAAACGAUAAUCAUCAAUCAUUUGAAAGAGAUGAACAACAAUAUGAUAGUGGCAUCCAUCUGGAUGAAGAUGUAUCACGUUCAUCAUCAACAAGUCCACCAUCAAAUGUAGUACCCUAUGUACCACCCACUGGCUAUAUUCCUUCACCAUCUCCUUAUUAUUUACCUAAUCCUCAUCAAACAUAUUAUAAUUCGUUUUGGCAAAAUUAUGGUUAUCAAUUUCAACCAACUCCAAAUUCAUCUUAUGAUUAUGGUAAUUAUAAUUCUCCAUUUGUUUUUCAAGAUAUUGGUAAUUAUCAACCUUGA
Adineta steineri is the source of this 699-nucleotide messenger RNA. Lineage: Eukaryota; Metazoa; Rotifera; Eurotatoria; Adinetida; Adinetidae. The record is from the annotation of a GenBank genome assembly.